AUGAGGCUCCUACUGUUGUUACAACUGGGGGCAUGUGUGCUAAUAUCCACAACAGCUCGCAAUUUAAGUGAUGCAAAAGGCGAAAAGAGUGUUCAAGAUGUUGUCGCGGUAGUACCACCCACAGGCGGCGACGCAGUAGUAGCCGCAACUGUGGUAGACCAAGCUUCAGCUGGAACUGAACACAAGAAAGCUAAAGACAGCCACCACGAAGAAGGUGGCGGCCACGAACAUCACGCGCAUCACCACAAAGAGGAGGGAGAGAAGGGUGACAAGGGUUACAAGUCACAUCACCACCAUGACAAAGGAGAGCACGGGCAUCACGAAAAACAUCACCACGAAGGACACCACGAUGAACACGGUGGCCAUAAGAAAAAGCACCAUGAUGAACAUGAUCAUCACGGUGAACAUCAUGAGGCCGCACACGGACAUAAAGGUGGUAAAUUUGGUCACAAAAAGGGGCACAAAAAAGGUUCCAAAACUACCGGUUUCCACCACAAAUCGCACAAAGAUGAAUACCACAAGGAGCACAAGUUCUACGACGACUUCCAUAAGGGAGGACACCACCACAAGCAUGGGGACUUCCACGGGCAUCACGACAAGAAAGGAGGUCACCACAAGAAGGGAGGACACCACGAAAAGGGUCAUCACGAGAAACACCAUGGCAAAAAGGGUCAUCACGACAAAGGGCAUUACGACGAAGACCACAAAGGGCACAAGGGCCACCAUGGACACGAGGAACAUCAGGCCCACCACGAGGAACAUGGCAAGAAGGGCGGACACGCCGGCGGCAAGGAACAUGGAUACCAUCACGCAAAGAAGGCUUAAUUCUACAACAGUGGCAGAAUUUAUUUUACCUAGCCUUCUUGCUUAUUAUUUCUGUUUGAAACGAGUCAUUUUUUUAUAAUGGUAAUUUUUGUAAGUUAAUUAUUUAAUUUAAAAUUAGGUGGUACCUACUUAGCAUCUAAAUUUACAUUAGCAAAUACCUUAUUUAUUGGAUUUGCACAAGUUGUUAUACUUAACUACAGUGCAUCUUCCUUGGUGCACGCUUUGUUAUUGUUGUUGUUGCCUAAUGUUGAAAUAAUAAUGAAUUUAUAUUUAUGUUAUAUUUUCUUUUUUAUAUAUUCACUAGCUUACCGGCAGCGGCUUUGCCCGCUUGAUCCCUAGAGAACUGGUUAUUUGGAUAA
Messenger RNA from Diatraea saccharalis (sugarcane borer), 1184 nucleotides. The record is from the annotation of a GenBank genome assembly. Lineage: Eukaryota; Metazoa; Arthropoda; Insecta; Lepidoptera; Crambidae.